This is a messenger RNA of Histoplasma mississippiense, 978 nucleotides long. RefSeq lists its product with no specific name. The coding region runs from base 1 to 978 and encodes 325 amino acids. NCBI's taxonomy places the organism in Eukaryota, Fungi, Ascomycota, Eurotiomycetes, Onygenales, Ajellomycetaceae. The record is from RefSeq and is a predicted model, not a curated record. The transcript has a single exon.
AUGUGGCUGAUAUUAUGGCCCGUGGUUUUCUGGGUAACCGCCUUUGUGUUUGCCAGCUCGCUAUUUUACAUCCGACACAUGUUCGAAAUGCCCCGUACCGAGGCUCUGUUGAGCGUCCUCUUUGCACUUCUGAACGCUAUGGUUAUUGUGCUACUUGGCUACCAAUGGGUCUCCAACGAGCUUGACUUUGACAAACUCAACCGACAAUAUCCCCAUGUCAUCAAUACCCAGUGCAUCGUCUCGCAUGCUAUAUUGUUCUCAUUCGUCGGAAUUGCCAUCAUCGGUUGUGCUAGCUACCUUUUCGCCAAAAGGGCCUCAUCCAACCACAACCGCCACGUCGACAACAGCAGAACCCAACUACUCUUAUGCGCCUUUGCUAUUGGCACCGCUUGGAUGGCCACAUGCCCUUCCUCGCAAGCAAGAGAGCGCCAAGCUGAGUUUAAAGCAUUACUCGAUAUGGGAAAAUAUGAGGAAUUACACACCAGCCUUCGUCGUCUUGCCGACCUCCAUAUUUGCCUAGCAGUACUCGCGUGGCUUAUGACGUAUUGGGGCCUGUACGCGUUUGCUAGAGGGGUAUACACUAUGAAAUCCCAUGUAUUGGACUGCUUUUUCCGCCCCUCUCGAUUCCGGCGCAGAAUGUCCGUUCCAGGUUAUCUGUCACACGCUCAUCACAGGGAUGAAUACCGCGAUCUCGAGGCGGAAUUCUUCGACAACAGGGCUCUUGUCGAGCUGAAAUCGUUUGACCAGCACCCUACGGUUCGUCCGUGGGUAGAUACCGCAUCCUACGCCUCAAGACGCGAGUUAGGAUCCCCAGAUGAGAGAGCGGAUGUAACGCUCCCCCCUCUAGCAUUCCUGCGCGAGAAAGGUUUGUCGCCAAGCAUAGUCUCAGUAGACACCUUCGAUCUCGAAGUGCCGCAGACAACCCCAGUGUUUGAGACUGGGCGGUUGUCCAAUUACCUAAACCGAGACAGCACGUAA